CGAUUGACGAGUAGUAAAAUCCUGUGAGCAGAGCACUCUGCUUUUCUUUUCCAAGCCCCAGGAACGAGUAGCGCUCGCUUCUUCCGCCGCCGCCGCCGCGCACGCCCGGCGGCGACACGCAACGCCCCUCUCAUCAGCCGUGUCAUGUUCGUGCACAGCUCUCUCGCGAGGUUUAGCCGGUUCUGCCGAAGGCCCCUGUGCGCCGCCGCCUCCCCGCUCCGCUACCUGCAGGGAUCAGCUGUUCAAAACAGUUUGCCCUCGUUUGCGAUGGAACAGCCACAAGGAGCUUCAGGCAAUGCUUCUAAACACAGGAAGACAAAUUCACCUGUGCAGAGAUGGAGGCCAGUCUCAACACAAGCAUCUCCCCGAAAAGCUGACCUUGAUGAAUUAUCCAAUUCUGGAAGGAAGCAAGUGGUAGAGACUUUGAUCACUGAUAGUGAAAUUUUGGCCUCGGAUAAAGCAACUAAUGUUGUUAUUGGAGUGACCACCAAUAAUGCUUCAUCGUCAGAAAAUAAUUCUGCUCUUGAUUCCAGUGCAACCAAAGUAGUUACGGAAGACACUAUGGAGGUAACUGGAGAGAAAUAUUCCUGUUCUAUCGAGGUAGAUGUUCCUCUGAAGCGUUUUCUGAAAGGAAAGGGUGGAUGUAUGCAGAAGCAGAUUGAACAAGAGAAUGGAGUCAAAAUUAUCUUUCCAUCUUCAAAGGAGGAAACUCUUGUUGUCCUUGAAGGCAAAGACGCUGAAAGUAUUAGAAAUGCAUCAGAGAGAAUUGCCAAAGUUCUUGGAGAGGCUGUAAAAAGUCCAAUGCUUGAUUACUCUCAUUUCAUAUCGCUUCCGUUGGCAAUCCACCCGGAUCUUGUCGAGAAACUGAACAACUUCCAGAGCUCGAUCCUCGGGCUGUCGGCAGCUAAUGUAGAUAGUGAUAAGGAUGAAAGCCUAGGUGAAGAUUCUACUGACGAAAAUGAUGAAGCAGAAAGCCAGGGUGUCUUGACCAAGCGCCGAGUCGAAGAAGAGAAGUCUGUGGAUAAUAAAGGCUCACAAGCAGAGUUCAGCAUUGACAAGUCAGUAUUCAUUAAGCCCAAAACGUUUCACCUAACGGUUCUUAUGUUGAAGUUGUGGAACAAGGAUCGUAUAGCUAAGGCUUCUGAUGUGCUCCAGUCACUAUCUUCCCAGGUAAAUGAAGCUUUGGAAAACCGACCUAUCUCUAUACAACUUAGGGGUCUGACAUGCAUGAAAGGCUCGCCAGCCAGGGCCCGGGUGGUAUAUGCUCCAGUACUUGAAGUUGGUGGAGAAGGACGCCUUGUCCGUGCCUGCAAAGUAAUAACUGAUGCCUUUGUCAAGUCAGGCUUAGUUCUUGAAAGGGACGCAAGACAAGAAUUGAGGUUACACGCAACCAUAAUGAAUGUGCGCCACAUGAAGAGCAAGAAGCGGAACCGAAGAAAUGAUUCGUUCGAUGCGCGGAGUAUAUUCAGGCAGUACGGGCAACAGGAUUGGGGCGAGUAUCCAGUUCCGGCAUUCCACCUUUCGCAGAGGUUCAAGUUCGACGAGAGUGGAUACUACCAUUGCUGUUGCUCGAUUCCCUUGCCCGAGGCCAAGACGUCUCAAACGGAGUGACUCCUCUGCUCCUCUGUUUCGAACAUUCUGCACGUUAGUGAGUGGCAUCCCUGGUUAGGGCUUGUCUUCACUAGUGUCUUGUUAAUUUCUGAAUCUGAACUGGUGUACGUCUACUUCUGUUGUAGACCUCGAACCCUAUGUUACCUGAUAAAAAGAUCUUAGGUCACCAUCCUACUACUGCUAAUAGAGCUUCUUUUCUGUCAA
Messenger RNA from Lolium perenne, 1815 nucleotides. RefSeq lists its product as uncharacterized. Lineage: Eukaryota; Viridiplantae; Streptophyta; Magnoliopsida; Poales; Poaceae. The record is from RefSeq and is a predicted model, not a curated record. Gene Ontology annotation, molecular function: RNA binding. Gene Ontology annotation, biological process: regulation of DNA-templated transcription; DNA alkylation repair. Gene Ontology annotation, cellular component: nucleus.